AUGCAGCCCGACGAUGUGCUGCUGCCCUGCAUUCUGGUCCUGCAGUUCUUUACAGCACUGACUCUGGCGGUUCACCUCUACAAGUGCAUUCGACGGAAGGAGCUGCCGAAGUUCUUGCGCUACGUGCGCGCAGCCUACCUCCGAUGCAGAGACAUGCUCGGCAGCGACACCCGAGACACCCGGGACAGAUGUAUGGAGCAGCGAGUGAACAGGAAGUUCCAUGAGACCCUGUGCAACCUUCUGGUUGCCGGAAGCAACCUCAUGGUGAUAGUCCUGUUUUUCCGGCUGAGUGUCUACCAGUGGCACCUGCUCACCAAUGCCAAUCACCUGCUGACUCCGGCUCUAGACAUCUCUAGCGUGGCCGGGUAUGCAGUGGUCCUGUUCAUGAUCUCCUUCAGGCAGCUAGUCACACCACGGAGCCUCGACCUGUGGUAUUUCGCGCUGCAGGGCUUGAACAUUUUGCCCCUAGCCGUGGCGGAUCCUGCCGACAUAGCCAGCCUCUCGCUGAUCACGCUCAUGCCACGCUUUUUGUGUGGUCUGGCCCCGCGACAUGGGUGGUGUGCAGUCGUGGGGAACUUUCUCCAUUGGCUGCUUGCUCUUUAUCAAGUUGGGUUUCAGCUCAACUCGAGCACCUUCGCUGCACAGUCGCUUGAAUUCGGCAUUGUCGUCGCCGGGAUUCUGGCGGUCCGACGGCAGAUGUACAUAAAUGUACGAACCAACCUCGACCUCAAGACCCGAACCAUAGAAUUGGAGGCAGUCUCAGGGCUUCUUCUUGGCUUUUGCGAUGCUGUUGUGGAGGUGGAAGCGGAGACGCUGCAGCUCACCGAGGACUCCCGACAACUGUCGACGAUGCUUCUUCAUGGGCAGCGGCUUAACUCGGCUGGUUUGGCCGGCAGGAACUUCCUCGGAUUCUUUUCUGAAGAGGACCGCGAGCGGAUCAAGGACUCCCUGGGCACCGGCGGAUCACAGACACUGGCCAUCAACGCCCGAAUGCUGGACUCCCUCGGCAGCCACGUGAAGGUAGAGCUGCUGCACAUCCAAUUUCGCAACCCCGACGGCCAUUUGCGCCGUCUUAUUGGCAUGCGCGAGUUCCAGGAUCUGGCUUCCGUGGCGCCGGCCCUGUCUUCCCAACAGAUCCUGAGAAGUGAGGAGAGCCCGCCAGCUGCACCAGCUGCUCAAGAAGAGGUGUCCGUUUUGUUCGACGCCAACACAUUCGAUAUCCUCAGCGUGUCGAAGGGCUUUCAAGCCCUGUGUACCUCGGUCGGGCAGGCAAUGGACUUCGAGGGGCUGAGUGUCUUUGACCUCUCCAAGGGGACCGGUCCGAAGUCCUUCAGCAGGCAGCUACAAGAGGUACUCCACGCCUACGACGAGAAAAAGCAGAGCAGCUUCGCCUUAGCUGGACUGGAUCUGCUCGGCGCAUGUCAGCUGGAGGCUACCGUCACCUUUGCGGAAGACACGGUUCUUCAAAGCCUCGUGGGCACUCUCACGGUAAUCACUUUUGCUUCGCCAGCGAAGCUCACAGAACGAAACUUGGCAAUGCUGCAAAGCGGCGCCACACCGAAUGGGCGGCGAAGUCGCAGCAAGGGCUCUCGUGCGAGCUCUCGCGGUUCCCGCGGCUCCGGCAAAAGCCAGCCGCUCGUGACCACCGCUCAGAGUAAGCAGGGAAGCAUUCUCGCACUACGUUCCCCGACGAUGUCUUUGUGA
Symbiodinium sp. CCMP2456 is the source of this 1704-nucleotide messenger RNA. Lineage: Eukaryota; Dinophyceae; Suessiales; Symbiodiniaceae. The record is from the annotation of a GenBank genome assembly.